UUGCGCUUAUCUGCUCUUAGAAUUUUUCUAUUUUCCUUUUCUGUACUUCUAUUCAAAAGACCUUUUCAGCAUAUUGCCGAAGAUAAGAAACACAUUUUCAAUUCGUAUCUUGGGCAAGUGUUAGCAAAAGCUGCCAAGUUUUCGGCUGAAGUCGACAACGAGUCAUUGAUUACGCAAGUGGAACAGCUUUGCGCGACUGGAACUUACAACUCGGCAGCUAAGAAAGCGCUUUUUGAGUCGUCAAAUAUGCUGCUGGUUGGAGUCCUUCAGGGAGCCGGCAGCUGUUGUACAGCUACCGAGGAGACGUUUCGGAAUCGAUUACACGACAUGACGAUGACGGAAGCGGCCUGCUUCACACCGUCAACUGUCGCCCUUGCGUUGAUCUCGUUUUUGGACGGAGGUUCCAACCGGACAGCGCUUCAAGCAAAGCGACAUGCAAGCUUUGAGAGGUGA
This is a messenger RNA of Cooperia oncophora, 453 nucleotides long. The record is from the annotation of a GenBank genome assembly. Lineage: Eukaryota; Metazoa; Nematoda; Chromadorea; Rhabditida; Trichostrongylidae.